Messenger RNA from Scaptodrosophila lebanonensis, 437 nucleotides. Its product is annotated as hepatoma-derived growth factor. The record is from RefSeq and is a predicted model, not a curated record. Bases 1 to 435 code for a protein of 144 amino acids. The transcript has a single exon. NCBI's taxonomy places the organism in Eukaryota, Metazoa, Arthropoda, Insecta, Diptera, Drosophilidae.
AUGCCUCGAAAAGUGAAGAAACCAGCGUUUAAAGUGGGCGACUUUGUCUUCGCCAAGCUGCAUGGCUAUCGUGCCUGGCCAGCACGUAUUGUCACGAUCAUCGGGCGAUUUUUCGUCGUGUACUUCUACGGCACCUACGACAGAGCACGUGUUACACGCCAUCAACUCUAUUUGUACGAGAAGAGUUACAAGCGUUUCGCAUCAGCAUCACAUCUUAAAAAUGCAAUCUUCAAACACGCCAUGCUGCACAUCCAGGACGCACUGACUCAUCCCGAUGAGGACAUCGGCUACGAGCAAAUGCUGGCAGAGUAUGCUCACCAGUCAGAAUCAGAUGAAUCUGAUAUAGACAUUGCGGUCAGUCAUCUUACUGCAGAUCCGAAUGUAAUUGUCGUUAAUAAUCUGGAUGGCGCGAUUAUAGGUCGGACCAUAUACUAACA